Chionomys nivalis (European snow vole) is the source of this 1005-nucleotide messenger RNA. It is a transcript of the gene Mogat2, whose product is annotated as monoacylglycerol O-acyltransferase 2. The coding region runs from base 1 to 1005 and encodes 334 amino acids. The record is from RefSeq and is a predicted model, not a curated record. The transcript is spliced from 6 exons. Gene Ontology annotation, biological process: diacylglycerol biosynthetic process; triglyceride biosynthetic process. Gene Ontology annotation, molecular function: diacylglycerol O-acyltransferase activity; 2-acylglycerol O-acyltransferase activity. NCBI's taxonomy places the organism in Eukaryota, Metazoa, Chordata, Mammalia, Rodentia, Cricetidae. Gene Ontology annotation, cellular component: endoplasmic reticulum membrane.
AUGGUGGAGUUCGCACCCCUGUCGGUGCCAUGGGAGCGCAGGCUGCAGACUUUUGCAGUCCUGCAGUGGGUCUUCUCCUUCUUGGCCUUGGCCCAGAUCUGCAUCGCCAUCUUCAUAGGCCUCCUGUUCACAAGGUUCUGGCUUUUCUCUGUCCUGUAUGCCACCUGGUUGUUCCUGGACUGGGACAAGCCGCGCCAGGGAGGCCGGACCAGCCAGUUCGUCAGACGCUGGACCAUCUGGAAGUACAUGAGGGAUUACUUCCCUGUCAAUUUGAUCAAGACAGCUGAGCUGGACCCUACCCGGAACUACAUCGCUGGCUUCCACCCCCAUGGAGUCCUGGCCGCAGGAGCCUUUCUCAACCUGUGCACUGAAAGUACCGGCUUUUCCUCGCUCUUCCCAGGAAUCCGCUCAAACCUGAUGAUGUUGCCUUUGUGGUUCCGGGCCCCCUUCAUCCGGGAUUACAUCAUGUCUGUAGGGCUGGUCACAUCAGACAAGGAGAGUGCUGGUCACAUUCUGAGCAAGAAGGGUGGCGGGAACUUGCUAGCCAUCAUCAUUGGGGGCUCCCAGGAAGCACUGGACGCCAGGCCUGGAGCCUACAGGCUGCUGCUGAAGAAUCGGAAGGGCUUCAUCAGGCUCGCCCUGAUACACGGGGCAGCGCUGGUGCCAAUCUUCUCCUUUGGGGAGAACAACCUGUUUAACCAAGUGGAGAACACCUGCGGCACCUUGCUGCGCCGCGUCCAGAACCGACUACAGAAGAUCAUGGGCAUCUCCCUCCCUCUCUUCCAUGGCCGUGGCGUCUUCCAGUACAGCUUCGGCCUCAUGCCUUUCCGCCAGCCCAUCAAUACCAUAGUGGGGAAGCCCAUCGAGGUGCAGAAGACACCACAGCCCUCAGAGAUGGAGGUGAACCAGCUUCACCAGCACUACAUCAAUGAACUAUGCAAGCUCUUUGAGGAACACAAACUCAAGUUCAAUGUUCCCGCUGACCAACAUCUGGAGUUCUGCUAA